Molecule: messenger RNA, 801 nt
Organism: Neoarthrinium moseri
Lineage: Eukaryota; Fungi; Ascomycota; Sordariomycetes; Amphisphaeriales; Apiosporaceae
Exons: 3
Coding region: 1-801 (266 amino acids)
Biological process (GO): L-phenylalanine catabolic process; glutathione metabolic process
Molecular function (GO): maleylacetoacetate isomerase activity; glutathione transferase activity
Source: RefSeq, a predicted model, not a curated record
AUGGCUCAAACAGGAGGCGCAGAGUCUCAAAUCACGCUCCAUGGCUUCUGGACCACGUAUUCAAGCUGGACUGCUCGAGUUGUCUUGGUCCUCGAAUACUUCAAGAUCCCUUAUAAAGCGAACUACUACAACAUCUUCGACCCUGCCCAGCGGCCCACCGACGAGCGUUUCAACGGCCGCCUCUAUCCAAUGCUGCAGCCCCAUGACGAGGACCCGGACUUCUUGGUAGAAGAGUCGCUCGCCAUAUGCGAGUACCUGGCCGACAGGUUUCCCGACCAUGGCCUCUGGCCACGAGAUGCCAAGCUCCGAGCCCUGGCCCGCGCAGCCGCCGCGCAGAUGCACGCCGGCUUCGGCGAGAUGCGCAACACGUACCACACUAACUUUGUAGCCAAAUACACGGGGAAGAUCCCCGUCUCGGAGGCUGCAGCAAAUGAAAUCAGGAAGAUGGUAGGGAUCUGGAGUGGAGCGAGAGCCCACACCAAGAAGCGCCUCCAGGAGCUCGGGGAGGAGGACGAAGGGUUCCUGUUCGGCGCGUUCAGCAUCGCCGAUGCGUUCUUCUGGCCGGUUCUCUGGAGAUUCAGGAGCUACCAGCUUCCAAUGGAUGGCAUAUCCGAUGAUGGAUUAGCUUGGAUGGCCACGAUGUGGAACCACCCCGUUAUGAAGGCCCAGGCUCACGAUUAUUUUGAGCAGCGCAAGGACCCGAGUAUUUACGUCGACAAGUAUGAAAACUUGUUCAAAGGAAAUGCGGAGGUGCAUUUUGACCAGUUUGAUGAGGACUGGGAGUUUUCGCCUCACACAUGA